Messenger RNA from Cydia amplana, 2452 nucleotides. Its product is annotated as fibroin heavy chain-like. The coding region runs from base 64 to 2427 and encodes 787 amino acids. The transcript is spliced from 3 exons. Lineage: Eukaryota; Metazoa; Arthropoda; Insecta; Lepidoptera; Tortricidae. The record is from RefSeq and is a predicted model, not a curated record.
CAUAUUGUAGUAUAUAUUAGGAGGCUGAUAGCUUGAUGCUUCAGAACAGUUCUGAAUCUGAACAUGGCAAAGUCUAGUGUUGUGUUUUUAGCUCUCUCCGCUUUGGCGGUACAAAGCGCCGUACUGAACACUGAAGAUACACUGCUCAAAAGGGUAGCGCGUUCUCCAUGUGACGAAUGCGACAGGCAUCACGGCCCUCCACCGCCGCCGUUCUGGCCACCGCCACCACCACCAAGGUUCCACACGCAUAACUGGAGCGGCUAUGCUCGGGGAUCUGAUGGUGGACAAGGAGUUUUCAGCGGAGCGGCAGCUUCAGCUGAUCUUGGUGCCGAUGUUGGCAGUCAGGCUGUUUCGAUUGCAUCAGCAAAUACAGCAGCAAAUGCAGGAGCAAAUACAGCAGCAAAUGCAGGAGCAACUGCAGGAGCUGCAGGUGGCUACGGGUCUGGAGCAGGAGCCGCAGGUGGCUACGGAUCCGGAGCAGGAGUUAAAGGUGGUUAUGGAGGAUCUGCUAGCAAUGGCCAAGCUCAAACAAACGGGUUCAAUGGAGGAAACCACUUCCAAUCCGGUCAAUACAAAGAAUCCCAUUACUCUUACCAAGGUGGAAGCAAAUCCGAUGGAAAUGGAGGAUCUAACUUCGCUGGACAAAGAGGAGAUAUUGGCGGACAAGGAUCGCAACCUAACGGACAAAGCGGAUCGUAUGCCAGUUCAGGCGCUGCUAGCCAAGGGUUUUCUGGAAACGAGCAGCAACAACAAUUAGGUAGUGGUUUCCAUGGAACCGGAGAAAGCCAAUUACAGAGCAACUCGUUCUCAAGCCAAGGACAAGGAUUCUCAGGCAACGGCCAACAACAGCAUGCUAAUCUAGAACAAGGUUUCUCUGGAAAUGGUCAUCAACAACAUCAGGGUCAGUACUCAAGCAACGGAGAGCAACAAUCAUCAAACUACGUCUCUGGAUCUAGCUCUAAUGCCAAGAGCGGUGCAUUCUCUGGUCAAGAUGGUGCUAAGCAUGACGUCGAGUAUACAGGAAAUCAGCAACAAGUGCAAUCUGACUGGCAAAAAGAAGGAUAUAGUUCUGGGAAUGCCUCAGGGCAAGAUGGUGGGUCCCAUGGUGUUUCUGGUUCGAAUGGUUUCGGCGAGAGUCAAUCGGCUUUAAAUGGAGCGUUGAACCUGGCUCACCAGGGUCUUCAGACAGCUGAGGGAUGUAGCACAUGUGGAAAGAGCAGUUAUGCCCUGAGCAAUGCCAAGAGUCACAGCGGUAACGCAAUUGCACUGUCUAUUGGUGAUACACUGCUCAAAAGGGUAGCGCGUUCUCCAUGUGACGAAUGCGACAGGCAUCACGGCCCUCCACCGCCGCCGUUCUGGCCACCGCCACCACCACCAAGGUUCCACACGCAUAACUGGAGCGGCUAUGCUCGGGGAUCUGAUGGUGGACAAGGAGUUUUCAGCGGAGCGGCAGCUUCAGCUGAUCUUGGUGCCGAUGUUGGCAGUCAGGCUGUUUCGAUUGCAUCAGCAAAUACAGCAGCAAAUGCAGGAGCAAAUACAGCAGCAAAUGCAGGAGCAACUGCAGGAGCUGCAGGUGGCUACGGGUCUGGAGCAGGAGCCGCAGGUGGCUACGGAUCCGGAGCAGGAGUUAAAGGUGGUUAUGGAGGAUCUGCUAGCAAUGGCCAAGCUCAAACAAACGGGUUCAAUGGAGGAAACCACUUCCAAUCCGGUCAAUACAAAGAAUCCCAUUACUCUUACCAAGGUGGAAGCAAAUCCGAUGGAAAUGGAGGAUCUAACUUCGCUGGACAAAGAGGAGAUAUUGGCGGACAAGGAUCGCAACCUAACGGACAAAGCGGAUCGUAUGCCAGUUCAGGCGCUGCUAGCCAAGGGUUUUCUGGAAACGAGCAGCAACAACAAUUAGGUAGUGGUUUCCAUGGAACCGGAGAAAGCCAAUUACAGAGCAACUCGUUCUCAAGCCAAGGACAAGGAUUCUCAGGCAACGGCCAACAACAGCAUGCUAAUCUAGAACAAGGUUUCUCUGGAAAUGGUCAUCAACAACAUCAGGGUCAGUACUCAAGCAACGGAGAGCAACAAUCAUCAAACUACGUCUCUGGAUCUAGCUCUAAUGCCAAGAGCGGUGCAUUCUCUGGUCAAGAUGGUGCUAAGCAUGACGUCGAGUAUACAGGAAAUCAGCAACAAGUGCAAUCUGACUGGCAAAAAGAAGGAUAUAGUUCUGGGAAUGCCUCAGGGCAAGAUGGUGGGUCCCAUGGUGUUUCUGGUUCGAAUGGUUUCGGCGAGAGUCAAUCGGCUUUAAAUGGAGCGUUGAACCUGGCUCACCAGGGUCUUCAGACAGCUGAGGGAUGUAGCACAUGUGGAAAGAGCAGUUAUGCCCUGAGCAAUGCCAAGAGUCACAGCGGUAACGCAAUUGCACUGUCUAUUGGUGGUUAAAUGAUUUUAAAUCUGUACCUGACUA